Messenger RNA from Fonsecaea erecta, 1449 nucleotides. RefSeq lists its product as hypothetical. Lineage: Eukaryota; Fungi; Ascomycota; Eurotiomycetes; Chaetothyriales; Herpotrichiellaceae. Gene Ontology annotation, molecular function: aldehyde dehydrogenase (NAD+) activity. Bases 1 to 1449 code for a protein of 482 amino acids. The record is from RefSeq and is a predicted model, not a curated record. The transcript is spliced from 3 exons.
AUGGCUCCCUCGAGACUGGAAACCAUCUCCUUCACCUCCUUCUCCAACAUCGUCAACGGCGAAUCCCGCAGCUCCAAAACCAAAUACCACGGAAUCGACCCCACCACCAAACAACCCAACUGGGAUGUCCCCGUGGCGACCAGCGACGACGUCGAAGAUGCUGUCGCCGCCGCCAACAAGGCCUUUGCCGAGUGGAAGACCACGACCUGGGAAUACCGCACCGAGCGCAUUGCCCGCUUCAAGGAGGCCCUCGAGGCUUACCAGGAGGAGAUGACCGACCUGCUGCUCAAGGAGACCGGAAAGCCUCGCAACUUUGGAGCCACCGAGGUGCAGUCCUGCUCCAAGUUUAUGGAGUGGCACAUGCAGUUGAAGGAGCCCAAGGGGGAAUCGUACGAUCUGGACGACCGGACCAUCGUCAACAAGUUUGUCCCCCUGGGUGUCGCGGCGGCCAUUUGCCCCUGGAACUUCCCACUGUUGUUGAGUUUGGGCAAGGUGUUGCCAGCCGUGCAGAUGGGCAAUGCCAUCAUCGUGAAGCCGAGUCCAUUCACACCAUACACCGCACUGAAGAUGGUCGAGAUCGCCAACCAGGUCUUCCCUCCUGGUCUUGUUCAGGCCCUGGGUGGUGACGACAAACUCGGCCCGGCUCUCGUCGACCACCCUGACAUCCACAAGAUCAGCUUCACUGGCUCAAUCGCCACGGGCAAGAAAGUCAUGGCUGCUGCCGCGAAGACGGUCAAGCGCGUGACCCUGGAGAUGGGUGGUAACGACCCUGCAAUCGUGCUCCCUGACGCCGACAUCGCCAAAGUGGCUCCUAUGGUUGCCAUGGGCGCCUUUUUCAACACUUCCCAAGUCUGCAUCGCCUCGAAGCGCAUCUACGUGCACUCGUCCAUGUACGACGAGUUCCUGGCGGCGCUGGUCAACGUGGCCAAGUCCCUGAAGGUGGGCGCGUCCAACGAAGAGGGCGUGAUGCUCGGCCCGAUCCAGAACAGCAUGCAGUACGAAAGGGUCAAGACCUUCUUUAAGGACACCAAGGACCACGGCUACAAGUUCGCGCUGGGCUCCGGCGACGUGCCCGAGACCAAGGGCUUCUUCAUCGAGCCCACCAUCAUCGACAACCCGCCCGAGGACAGCAUGAUCGUGCAGGAGGAGCCGUUCGGCCCCAUCGUGCCCGUGCAGAAGUACGACGACAUCGAGGACGUGAUCCGGCGCGCCAACAACUCCAAGGCCGGCCUGGGCGCCACCGUCUUCGGCAAGGACCCCCAGAAGCUGCAGGAGGUGGCCGACAAGUUGGAGGCCGGCUCCGUCUGGAUCAAUAGCUUCCCGGCCGCGGGUCCCCAGGCCCAGUUCGGCGGCGUCAAGGAGAGCGGCAUCGGCACCGAGUUUGGCACCCUGGGCGUGUUGGCCUAUGCCAACGUCAAGGCCAUCACGACAUUCAAGAACAACUCAUGA